GAUGACACCGCCUUGCGUUGAUGACGCUCGCCAUCGGGAGACAUUUGGACAGCCUAUGUAACCCACAUACCGAGCAACAAAUGGUGCGUCUGUGCCGGAGAUGUAGCUGAAGCUGGACUUUAGAGAAGAUGCCCGGCGCCAGUGAUCCUCCGCAGAGGCAGCAGCGGGAGGACGCUAUCAUCUGUUGAUCGGAUUGGACGCAGUUAAAGCGCAUUAUCAUGAGCCGCCGCGGUCCCACUUCCAGGUGAAAUUUGAGGAGAUUGAAAUGAUUCCAAAGUCAGGAAAAUCUCCAGCAGACUCACGAAAAGGUGUCGGCAUCCACGAGUUUGCAGCGCUCGCCAGAUCCUCCUUAAAUGGUAUCUCCCAGGCGGUGAGGGAUCAUGUGACGAAGCCCACCUCGCUGGCUCAAGGCCGGGUCGCCCACCUCAUCGAGUGGAAAGGCUGGCCCAAACCUGCAGGUCCUACACAGGCCGCCCACUCCCAGUUCAGCUCCUACUGCCACCUGACUGAAGGGGAGAAGGAGGCCCGCUUUGCUGCAGGAGUGGCUGAGCAGUUUGCCAUCGCUGAGGCUAAGCUGCGCGCCUGGGCGUCCAUUGAUGACGACGAUGAGGAAGACUCCAACGAUGAAGACUCCCACGCCAACGGACAGACUCACGCCAUGGCCACCCAGAGCUCAGAUGCCACCAUGUCCAGUCCUAUCACCGGAGCGCCACGCCAGCCUGAGGUGGACGGCGGUGAGGCGGCGCCCUUGGACAGCCUGCUGGACUCCAGCAUCGUGGGCAGGCUGCUCUGUGGUCGGCCCGCAGCUCACGACGACCUACAUUCAUCCCAGACCGACUCACCUACUUUACCCAGCGACUGCUUGAGUCCGUUCCUGGAGGAGGAGGAGGAAGGGGAGGUGAGGCUGGAUGGUCUCGAGGAGCAACCGACACCUUUGCAGGAGCAACGCAGCGAAGUCUGCGUCCACAACAAGCCUGAGUUCAGGCCUCGGGGCCGAAGCAGCAGGUUCGACUCCUGCUACUCCACCUCACACUCUGAGUCUCCUGGAGAGGAGGACGAGGAGGACGAGGAGGAGGAAGGCAGCGUGUUCCACGAGGUUCGGGUUUGGCACUGCAGGAGCUUCUUCUCUGACCGGGCGUCCUCUGGAGUGGCGUCAUUUGAUGAAGAGGAGGAGAGAGAAGAAGAAGUAGUUGAAGAGAAGGAGGAGAAAGAAUAUUUGAUGUGAUGUGUUGUUCAUCUUUAUGUCUCUUUGAGUCUGUGUUGAUUCUGGAUAUGACAAUCUGUUCUGCUUCCACCGUACACCUCCUCCUCCACCUCUCCUUCCUCUGAUCAUCUGUCCUCCACUCGCUGCCUUCUGUCUCUCAUCCUCCAGGUCUUUCAUACUCCGAUCUCACUCCACUGCUGCUGUAAACAGUAUAUAUGUUGGAGAGUUCAACCAGAAUGUAAAGCUGUUGUUCAAACUGAGUUUUGUACAUUUUUUGUGAGGAGUCACGUGUCGCUAUCUCAUUGGUUUUCUAUGGAUAUUUUGUAGUGUUGUUUUAUCGGGGUCAUGCCGUGUCAUGUGGGUUGGGCUAUGUUUGAUAUCGGAUGCCUGAAUGUCCUACAUAUAUAAAUAUGAUUUUUUUUUUUGAAAGAAGA
Messenger RNA from Acanthochromis polyacanthus (spiny chromis), 1638 nucleotides. It is a transcript of the gene fam131aa, whose product is annotated as family with sequence similarity 131 member Aa. NCBI's taxonomy places the organism in Eukaryota, Metazoa, Chordata, Actinopteri, Pomacentridae. The transcript is spliced from 5 exons. Bases 266 to 1225 code for a protein of 319 amino acids. The record is from RefSeq and is a predicted model, not a curated record.